This is a messenger RNA of Colletotrichum graminicola M1.001, 1260 nucleotides long. Its product is annotated as FAD binding domain-containing protein. Lineage: Eukaryota; Fungi; Ascomycota; Sordariomycetes; Glomerellales; Glomerellaceae. The record is from RefSeq and is a predicted model, not a curated record. The coding region runs from base 1 to 1260 and encodes 419 amino acids. Gene Ontology annotation, molecular function: FAD binding. The transcript has 4 exons.
AUGGCGGACCAAGACCAGGUGCCAGGUCCCCUUCCCGUCAUUAUCAUUGGCGCGGGAGUCAGCGGCUUGCUGCUGGCGCAGUACUUGCGCAAGACAACGGUCCCCUUCCGCAUCUACGAGCGCGACGCGGACCUCACCACCCGCGGCGUCGGCUGGGGCUUGACUCUACACUGGUCGCUGCCAGCGCUGCGGUCCCUGCUGCCCGAAGACUUGGUUGCCCGGCUGCCGGAGGCUUACGUCGACCGCGCCGCCGUGACAAGGGGAGAGGCCUCGGCGUUCCCCUUCUUCGAUCUCAGCACUGGCGAGCUCAAGGGUGCAAGUCCCCGCGCACCAGAGAGUUUGAGAAUCAGAGUCACGAGGGAGAGGCUAAGGCGGUUAAUUGCCACAGAUGUCGAUAUCCAGUGGGAAAAGAGCCUCGCAAGGUACGAGGAGAAGCAGGACUCGGUCGACGUUUUCUUCGAAGAUGGUUCAUCGGUGACCGGUCGCAUACUUGUUGCAUGCGACGGUGGCCCAUCUCGUGUCCGACGCCAGUUGUUCCCGGACCAGCACGCGAGAUACCAGAUCCCGGUCCGAGUGCUCGGGCUGAAAGUGUUCCUGUCGCCUGAUCAGAUGGCACCAAUGCGAGAGCUCGACCCCUUCUUCCUUCAAGGGACGUCGUCUCGCAACGACACGUUUCUCUAUUUCAGCAUGCUUGGUGCCCCAGGGAACAACGAUGAGAGCACGGGGCAGUACAGUUGCCAGAUGUGCAUAUCUUGGCCGAAUCGACCGGGAUUCUUGGGCAAACAGGAACCGACGGAUUAUCCUCAGACGAACGCCGGCAAGAUCGAGCUCAUCAAGUCGUUUGCCGAAGGAUGGUCGGAGCCGUUUCGCGGCAUUGCACUUGGAAUCCCUCAUGACACCGACGUGAAACAGCUUGACCUCUACGACUACCCUCCGCCAAAGGGACUAAGGUCCAAGGGAAGGGUGGUGUUGAUGGGCGACGCCUUCCAUGCUAUGGCGAUGUACCGAGGUGAGGGCGCCAACCACGCUAUUCUCGAUGUCCUAGACUUCGCGGAGAACGUGACACCCAAGCUAGACGCUGGCUUCACAGAUGUGAGAACUGCCAUCGAUGCCUACGAGGAUGAAGUCGUUGCCAGAGCCCGACCAGGUGUGCUAGCUUCGAGACGGGCCUGCAUGGAUGCGCACGAUUGGCCCAAGAUAAGCCCUACGAGCCCCCUGCUGAGCAAGCGGGAAAUGAAGCUGCACUUUGACGAGGAGUAA